UGUCGAUCCUUCUGUUGCGUUCACUGACAGUCGCCGCUAACACGUUUUCUAGUACUCUACACGUCUAGAACUUUCCUGUCAGAAACACAGUACAGGUCUGCGGGCGAAACCCAUGGCAGCCGAACGCAGCUUCUCCGAUAGCUUCAUUGACGAAGAUCCACAGAAAGCUCUGGAGGCUCUUAAUGAGGCUCUGCAAGGAGAUUGCGACAAUGCUGAGUGGUUCUGCCAGCGUGCCUAUGCCCACAUACUUCUGAAAAACUACAGCAGUGCCGUUGAUGAUGCAAAGAAAGCCCAGCAGCUAAAACCCAGCUUACCGUUAGCCUUCAUGCGAACAGGAAUUGGAGAGUACCACCUGAAAAACUACGAGUCGGCACAUUCGGCUUUCACUCAGGGUCAGCAGCUGGACGAUUCUGACAAAUCAUUUGAAGUCUGGAUAAAACGAUGCGAGGAGAUGAUGGGGACUCAGACACAAAACGGCAGCGAUGCCAUGACAUCAGCUGCUCCACCUGUGAAGCACGACUGGUACCAAACAGACUCACAAGUCAUCGUCACGGUGAUGGCCAAGAACGUUCCCAAGGACGGCGUCUGUGUCAGCUUCUCAGAAAGAGAGCUUUCUGCACAGAUACAGAUGGUGUCCGGCGAGGAUUGUGACCUCCACUUCGACCUCCUGCACCCGAUCGUACCGCAGCAGAGCACCUUCAAGAUCCUCUCCACCAAGGUGGAAAUCAAGAUGAAGAAGAUGGACGCCAUCAGAUGGGAGAAGCUGGAGGGAGAAGGACAGGAGUCCAACAUCAAACACUUCAAUCCGAAUGAGUACCCGACGUCUUCCCACUACACCCAUAAGUGGGACAAGAUGGUGAUGGACAUAAGCGAGGAGGAGAAGAACGAGAAGCUGGAGGGAGACGCGGCGCUCAACAAGCUCUUCCAGCAGAUCUACUCGGACGGCUCGGACGACGUCAAGCGGGCCAUGAACAAAUCCUUCAUGGAGUCUGGUGGUACGGUCCUGAGCACCAACUGGGGCGACGUCGGCAUGAGGAAGGUGGACGUGAAGCCACCAGACGACGUGGAGUUCAAGAAAUACUGAAUGUUCCCCUGCGUUCCUUUUUUCUUUUCUUUUCUUUUUUUUUAAACAUCGUCUUUCUACACAUUUGCCCACCUGAGCUCCUUCAGGAUCCCUCGUUGCUCGGUCGUCUGCACAGCGGUCUGCUCUUUAGCCUCCUUCCUCCAGGAGACGCUGCAUUCCCAUUAUCUCUCCACCCUAAACCAAGCUAAUCAACUGAUUUGGUUUGAAAUGCAAAUGAUCUGUUUUUUGUUUGUUUGUUUUUUUUUAAGAGGUCGACGGACUUGAAAAGGGAAUCGGUAGACCUGAAAUGCAGCGAUUCAGCCUUCAGAUGAGUUUUCUCUAAACAGCCACAGCCUUUCUGUUUGGAAGCCUUUUCACAAUUUGCCGUCUUCAGCAGAGUGUAAAAAAAAUUUACAAUUGCUUAGGAUAAGAACUACAAGUGAAACUUUUUUUUUUUUUCUUCCUGUGAAGAGUCUGCACCAGUGCUCUGUUUCUUGACUCGUCUGCCGAUGGCUCAGCACCUGGCGUUCCAUCAGUGUGACUCGAGCCUCAUUGUAAAUAAAAAAAAAAUUCUUGUUUGGGCUGUAAA
This is a messenger RNA of Poecilia reticulata (guppy), 1652 nucleotides long. It is a transcript of the gene sugt1, whose product is annotated as SGT1 homolog, MIS12 kinetochore complex assembly cochaperone. The record is from RefSeq and is a predicted model, not a curated record. Gene Ontology annotation, molecular function: protein-folding chaperone binding. NCBI's taxonomy places the organism in Eukaryota, Metazoa, Chordata, Actinopteri, Cyprinodontiformes, Poeciliidae.